Molecule: messenger RNA, 4897 nt
Organism: Vespula vulgaris
Lineage: Eukaryota; Metazoa; Arthropoda; Insecta; Hymenoptera; Vespidae
Gene: HPS4
Exons: 9
Coding region: 458-3028 (856 amino acids)
Biological process (GO): vesicle-mediated transport
Source: RefSeq, a predicted model, not a curated record
UAAUCAUUUGUUGUUAUUCAACGUCAAGAUACAUCAGCAAUGUCUUUUUCUUCAUUCGAGGAUAAAUUUUUAUCUUCUACCACCUGCUUACACUUGUGUGAGAUUAUAUUACCGAGGCAACAAAACUAAUCAAGAAUUGCCAUCAUUUGCCACGAUCCAGAAAGGAUCGUUUGGCAUGGCGGCAAAGAACCUGUUCUGUUUAGUUCACUUCAACUUAUUAUAAGUAGUGAUCAGUAGUUAUUAUCAUGACUCGUUUUUUCGCUUACGUAACUAUAUAUUGCAUUCCUAUCAAGGUGAAUUUUUUAUAUCGGUCGUAUCAGUCUGUAUCGUGGUGAACUUCGAAAAGAUUAAUCGUAUGAGGAUCAACGCGAAAGUGAAGUAGAAACGUAAAAAAGAGUAUAGAAUAUUAGUUUGACAGUUACGAUCGAACCGCCCGAACGAAACGUAAACAAUCACCAUGGCAAAGGAAAUGAUGAUAGUUUUUGUCUUUGACACAUCAAGAUGUUGUAAAGAAGAAGAUGAUCCUGCAGAAGCAGUUAUGUACUUCCAUCCAGCAUGGGUAUCACCUACUCAAAGACUUGCUUUAGCAGGCCAAUUGAUGGGUGUUAAUCAGUUUUUAGCAACAUCAUUUUCUCCACCACAUUCAAUUUCACUGCAAGGUGGAAAAUUUGUUUUCAAAAAGUUUGGUCAAUAUAUACUUGCAGUAGGAACAGACAGGAAUAUACAUGAUUGGGUUUUAGAAAGAAGAGCAAACACCUUGGAAUCAAUAUUGAAAUUUUUUCACUGCGAUCUUGUAAAAAUAUCAGAAUCUUUCAAUAAUGAUAGAAACAAAUUUACUGAGAAACUAUAUCAAAUGUUUGAAACUUACUUACCAAUUCUUCAAUACAGUGCCAAUUUAUUUUCUAAUAUUCCUGUUAUUAAACUUCCAAAGAGUGCCAGUAAUAUAUUUUUGGAAGCAAUACAAAUUUUACAGUAUUGUCAAGAGACAAAUGGAAUUAUGGGUGGUGCUCUAUUUUACAAUAACAAGGUAGUUGCAACACAAUUGAGUGCAGAUUUAACUAAACAAAUUGUUAUAAUGGAUCCAUAUAGAAUAAAGGCACCUGCAGAGAGAGUAGAUACAGAAUUUCAUUUGCCCGUGGGAGUUCAACUACUACGAGUAUACAUACAAGAAAAACAAUAUACUAAAUUAGUACAGGAAGCAAAUAAUGAACGUUAUUUUAAUUCGUAUUUAGAUUCCAUGGCACAAAAAUUUUCUUCUCAGAAAAAGACCAUGCGUAAGAACAGUAUGAAAGAACCACAUCUAACAAAACGCGACACAUCACGAAUUUUUACGGUACCUGAAGAAGGGGAGUUAGAACCAAUGCACUGCAAUAAUGGUGCGACUAGUAUUUCUUCUCUUCCUAUUACUGCAUAUAGUUCACCAGUGAAGCGUAAACAAGAGUAUAAAAUAGAAGGAUACGAAUGUACGAAUCCACAAACACCAAGCGUUUGUUCUACGCCUCUUAAAGAUGUAAAUAGAGUUCUACAUGGAUCAGCAGUUUUAAUAUGCAAUAUGAAUGAUAAUGCAGAUAUUUCAAAAGAAAAAGAAGUAAAAGAGUUAAAAGAAAUAAAGGAAAAUAUGGAUGAUAUACCAGAUGUUGUCAAAGAAGCACUUCGUUGUAAACAUUUAAAUAAACUAAGGAAUCCUUCUACCAGAAGAAAAUCAUGGAGAAGCAAAGACUUGAUCAAAAGAAGUUUAAGCACAUCUGAUUUAGAAGCUUCUUUAGAUAAGAUUUCUCCUGAUAUACCACUUAGAACAUAUACAUUAGGAUUACCAAAGUUAAAUAAAAAUUUGCAUAUUAAUUAUGACAUUGACAUGUUGCCAAAUAAAUUGUCAGAGAAAAACAUUUUUCAUACAAUAACUGAUCCAUGUUAUCCAGUGUUCCGUUCUGAUGGAUUACCUGUUUCGCAGGCACUGUAUGAACAAUAUAUAGCUUCGCAUUAUGAAGAACUUAAAGAUGAUAGUACUACAAUUAAUAAUUAUACUGACAAUCGUUUUCUUAAUUUAUCGGAUUCCUUAAAUAAACUGUCUAAAACUAAUAACGAAAGUGCUGCUGGAGAUAUAAAGAAAGAUGAAACUGCUGCAUCUUUUAAUAUGGAACUUGAUAACAAAAGUAAACAAGAAUCUAAUAGAAAAGCCAUGAGUUUACCUUUGAAACCAUUAAAUAUUUUGGAUAAUGAUGACAAACGUAAAUCAGAACCCGAAUGUAAUAACGAAUACAAUUUAUUGCAGAAAAGAAAAUUAGAAGGCUUACAAUUAACACCUCUUAUGUCUAAAUUGACCUUACUUGCUGAUGAACGAACCAGUGGUUUUUGCAGUAAAGAAACAACACCUAGUGAAUUUCGUGAUAUAUUUGGAUUUUCUUCUGCAACGAAUCAGUUAUUGAAACAGAAAUUAGAAGCGGUAAGUAAGGAAACGGAUAAAGAGAAUGAAAGUAAAUUGGAUGAAAGUGAAUGCAUCGGUGCUACUAAAGAUGAAAGUAAUAUAGUACAAAUUGAAUUAUUCCUUUGUGGACAUCAAAAUAUGGUCUUGGUUUUAUUAAUGGAAAAUGGAACUGCUAACAAUCCAGAUUUAAUACAUUCUCUUUGGCAGACUUGUAUCAAGACACUUGGCAGACUUGAAUCUCAAUUGCAACAAUGUUUAGAUCCCCUUCCAUCAAACGAAAAUAAAGAAUUAUAUAGCAUUUUGAGUGUUGAUGCAGAGUGGGAUACAAUACAUCGUUCUGGACUUUGGGGAGUUACAGAAUUGGAUAUAGUAUCAUGUCUUCAUGAUAGAUUCAAACAAGCCAGUAAUCUUACUGACGUUAUUGUUCGGACUGAAGAUGCUGUUGUUUUUGGUAAUCAAUGUGGACAGAUAGAAGUAUUUUAUCAACAAGCAGUAGCUCCAAAUAUAUCAGGGGGUCUUCCAACACCAGCAGAUUUAAUGGGAACUAUAUCUUUAAAAGCUAAACGUAGACUUGAAAGAGACCAUGGAAUUGUAUUACUAUAAAGUUAAAUUAUUUUAGCAAAUUUAUGAUUUUUAAAGUGAUAUAUAAAUUUAAUUCUCUAUUUAUUAACAUUAAAUAGAGUCCUCUAAAAUGAUUUUAUUAAGUAUUAUAUGUACAUAGAUUUUUUAAGGUAAAUUAUUAUAAGUAAAUUCAUAUAUUGAGUCAUUGACAUAUCUGAAGCCUAGCUUAUUCGUACGAGAACGUAAUGAGUGAUCUGUAAUAAUAAUAUUAUUGCUGCUUAUUGUUUAUAACUACGUACAGGCCAUUUAUAUAUUUUGUGAAAAAAAAAACAAUUUAACAAUGGUUUCUCGUUCACAAAAAGUACUUAAACGUUUCAUUGAUAAAAAUGAUCAAGAAUGACUUUUCUGACAUAAACUCGAGGUACAUAUUUGUUAACGGAAUUUUCAAAAUUAAUAUCAUUUAAAUUUUUUAAUUUAAGUUUUAAUUUUGAUUAUUUUGUAUAUGGUAUUUUUAACUUGUUAUUUUAAUUUUAUUCGUUUAUACAUAUUUUUUUCUAAUAGAAUGAUUUAUUUAUAUGAUUAUAGAUCCUAAUUAAUAUUAAUUAUUAAUUGUUUUCAGAUAUUUCUAUAAAUAUUAUUAUAGUCCAUAAAAUCUUUUAUGAGUUUUACCAUUUUUAUAUAUUUAGAAUUUAUAUUUUUGUAUAUUUUACUUCUAUACUUAUUGAUAACUAAUCUUUUCUCAUAAUUUUAUAUUGUUUGGGGAAUACCAUUAUGUUGCUGAGAAAAAAAUUUUAUAUCAUUCGCCAGCAGUAUUUGAUAAUUGAACUGCUACGAAACAUUAUUUUCUCAAGUACAACAGAUACUAUAUUUUGAUACAUAUAAAUAAUGUGAUUUAUAUCCAUAAUUGUUAACACAUUCAGUAAUAUAACUGAAGAAGUUUGUCCAAAAUGUAACAAAAAAGAGGACUAAAUAUAAAAGUGUCCUUAUAUCUCAGUUUUCUACCAAGCAAAAUCAUUUGUAAGUCUAUCAGCCUCUUUUUUGAAAGAUCUCUGUCAAAUUAAACUAUGCAAUAUUUAUAUAAAUGAUGAUAAUACACAUCAAUAUAAUAUGUUGAAAACUGAGUUUAAUUCACUUUUAUUACCUCUUUUACAACUAAUUUUAAUGUGUAUAUGUAUAUUCCAUAUGACAAACAAUCAUAAAAAAUGUUUAUUCUUUAAAUAGUUAAACGAUAACAUCACUUUAUAAUUCACUUCAAAGUUACAUCUAAUGUAACAAAUUUGUACUAGUAGCUGCAUUUUAGAUCUUAAAACUGAUGUAUACCAAAUAUUCAGCAACUCAAGAUAUUAAAUUCAAGUUAACGUAGGAGUACUCUGAUAUGAAUGUAGGAUAAAAAUGAUAUCAUAACUUAUUCUUAUGUGUUAUUACUUUUCAAUGAUAUUCUUGUCAUUGUAUUAUUAUGUUAUUUUAGAACAUAAAAUAUGUUAUUUUAUAAUGUAUGCAAUACGUUACAACAAUUAACAUAAAAAAUCUAGUACUUAGCAAUGUACUUACGUUCUUCAUACAUAUGUUUAUCUCUUUUAUUAAAUUAGUUUCUUCUAUAAAUAUAUAGAAAUGAAUGUAUAACAAAGUUCGGAUAAAAUUAAUCUGGAGCUUGCUGCUCAAUUACUAGAGAUACGAUGUAGUGCUGCUGAUGAUUAAAUUAAAACAUUAGUAUAAAUUGUAGAUUUCGAUGAUAGACAAAUAAUCACUGUACUUGAAAGAACUAAAUUGUAGAUACUCUCGAUAUUUCAUUAAGUUGUAAUCAUUUAUCGAUAGUACUUAAAACAUGCUUUUUGUAAUUUUAUCCGUCGCAUAGUCUAGUCCUCUGAAUUACUUUUUAUAAAACGAAAUAUAGUCUUGUCUGCUAAAUAA